GGGUGGAACCGGUCGCAAGUUGUAAUGCGAACAUGCUCAGAACCGUUCCGUUUCGUACCGUUCCGUGCAGUGCGAAAGCGCCUUUAGUAUGGUUGGGUAAAUUCAAGAGUAAACAUGCCGCUUUCCCUGCUUCUAAUUUUUUUUUUGUCGUCACGUGACUUGGGGUUGACUUGGUUGCUAUGGUGACACAGUACCAACACAAAAGAGCUACAGCGACCUGAACCUUACAGGAAAACCUGGAUCUGCUCAGCGGACGGUCUCAAUAGGACAGUUUUAGGAGAUCAAACCCAGAAGGUUGUGAAGCUGCGGCAGCAGCAGGAGGGGGAGUCAUGCCGAAGAAAAGAGGGAAAAGAGAGCCGCUGACGGAGGAGGAGAAACUCCUGCAGAUGCAGCAGAGAGCUCAGGCAGAGGAAGAGAUGGUCAAGAAGAAGGAGGAGACGCUCAUGCUGUACCUGAAGGAGAAGCUCCAGAAGGAGCAGAAGAACACGGCYGUGAACCUGCUGAAGCUGACAGAGAGCUGGAGGAAGGUCCUGCGGCAGACUCGGGACAGCGAGCUGCUCGCCGAGGCUGCGGUGCACCAGCAGACGUCUGACAGGAAGCUGGAGGAGCUGAACUUCAUCAUCCAGAAAAUGAUGCGGGAGCUGCAGCAAGGGCAGUCUCAGGCGGACCGUGUGCAGAGCUGCCACCUGCAGCACGUGGAGUACCUGUGGGAGCUGCAGGAGAAGCACCUGAAAUGUCUGCAUCGGCGGUGGGAGAGCAGCCUGCGGGCCCUCAACACCAUGUGCUUCAACCAGGAGGUGAAGGCGCUGGACGACUUCCGACAGCAGAACCUGGGUCUGGUGGACUUGUACCUGCCUGCCCAGAUGCAUGACAAGGCCAUGUCCGAGUACCUCCAGAAGGUCCAACACGAAGUCGUGGAUGUGUACAAGAACGCACACCAGGACCUGGACGCUCUGAGGACCGAAGUGAAGAACCAGCCGGACGGAUCUGCUCUGAACCGUGACAUUCUGCAGAAGACCAGAAACAGCCUGAUUGAGCUGGACCAGAAGAUCGCCAGACAGCAGCAUGAUAUCAGCCUCGAGCUGAGGAAUGUCAAGAGGCUGAAGGGCAAAGCCAUCAAGCUGAGGCAGCAGAUCUUUUCCUGUCAGGCUGAGAGGGAUCUGAUGCAGCAGAACUGGGACUUYACCACAAACAAGAUCAACCAGAAGUGUCGACAGCUCCAGGAGCAGCUGGCACGAGAUCGCCAGGACGCCAGAAAGAAGCUCGCCAUCCUCAGCAUCCAGGGCGCCACCGCCACCAAAAGUCCAACCCGGUUCUGUUUCUGGAUGCAGGAGGUCCUAGAGCUGCAGGACCUGCAGCAGCUAAAGGAGCUGCAGCAGUUGCAGGAGAAGCAGCAGCUGAAGGAGCUGCAGGAUCUGCAGCAGCUCCUCAACUCCACCCUGCUGCACCGGGAGGCUCUGAGGAAGCAGAACCAGAUUCUGAAGCAGGAGAACCAGCACCUGCAGGUCCUGCUGGAUCACCGUGAUGACAUCCUUGACGGACGCCACACCCCGCUGCCGGCUCUGCAGCCGCCGGUCAAGUCCGGCCGCGCCGCCGGCGACAUGCACCACAACAUCCUGGAGGCUGCGCAUGUCGCUAAGUACCUGGUGGACAGCUGGAGCUGAAGGCCAGGUCCAAACGGUCCCUGUAGAACUCUCCAGAACAGCAAAGACCUCAACAACAAGCUCUAGCCUGGUGACUGGUCAGUUACGGUCUGAGGCAGGACAGGUUAAAAAUAAAAUGUUGAAUGAAA
Molecule: messenger RNA, 1792 nt
Organism: Poecilia reticulata (guppy)
Lineage: Eukaryota; Metazoa; Chordata; Actinopteri; Cyprinodontiformes; Poeciliidae
Source: RefSeq, a predicted model, not a curated record